Molecule: messenger RNA, 3749 nt
Organism: Astrephomene gubernaculifera
Lineage: Eukaryota; Viridiplantae; Chlorophyta; Chlorophyceae; Chlamydomonadales; Astrephomenaceae
Source: the annotation of a GenBank genome assembly
CUUCGUGCUAAUUUGGGGUUUGCUGAAGCUUGUGCAUGCACACAAGGGAAGGCCGUAUUCGCUGUCGUGGACGCGCCAAAAAGCCAACGCAUCCUGUAAAGCCUCGAGACUAUUUUCAACAAGCGAGCGCUCUUAUAGCUGUAUAUCAGACCCUGGGGCGCUGCUUAAAGUCCUUUCUCUGCCCACAAACAACCGUCAACUCAAAAUGCGAGCUGCCAAGGUCCCAACCCAAGCAGCGAAGAACGCUGCAGCCGACAAUGAGGCUUUGGAGCCGAACCGGUUGCCGCGACUGCGCAAAGGAACCAGGUCGCCUUCGGCUUCCUUGUCGAGCGCAACUAGCUCCGCGAGCGGUUCCGAUGUGGACCUACCGGGUUCCCCGGUCCCUGGCGUCAAGAUUGAGAAGACGCAACAGAGGCACGCUGUUGUCAUUGAUCACCAAGGAGCUGGCAAGGUGGUUCACAAGCCCGAUGGCACCGUGGUGUGGGAGCCGGCGCCGGAGUGCCCCGACUCCUCAUCUUCCCGGGGCCGUGGGGGCAGCUGCCGCGGCGGCAACCCGCUGCACGAGAUGUUGGGCCAGGCAGGCCUGCUGGUGACCCUCGGGUCGGCGGUGGCGGGGCUCAUGGCGGUACAGCAACACACCGUGGCAGCCGCCCGCUCCUCCGAGCCCUACUGCCUCACCACCCGCCAGCUCACCGCGGCGGUGGCGCAGACGGUGACCGCCUACCUGGCUGGUACGGCAACAGGCAUGGUGGUGGGUCCACUGCUGGCAGCCCGCACCGUUGCGGGAGUGCUGGUGCGGCCUGCGCUGCUGGGGCUGCUGCUGCACCAGGGGGUGACUCGGUUCCGGGCGUGGAAGUGCGGUGUAGCGGGCCUGCUUCGCAAGCUGCAGAGCGGCGACGCCUCCCGCGUGCUGGAGGCGCUGCGAGCCAUCAUUGCAGCGGCGGCACGCAACAACCCGAGGUUUGCACGAGAGUUCAACAAGCUGCGGGGCAUGGAGGCGCUGCUGCAGCAGCUGUCAGCCGCGCUGCCCGACUGCGCUUGGCUACACCUGCUGGCACAGGCCGUCGCUGAGCUUUGCAACGACACGGAGUGCAGGGACUCUCUGGUUGCAGCCGGCGGUGUGCCCCGCCUGGUGGCCCUGCUGUCGCACCCCAACCCAGUGGUGGGGGGGCACUGCCUGGCCGCACUGGCCUCGCUGACCGACCACUCCCUGGCGGUGGAGGCGAUCAGGGAGGCCGGCGGACUGACGCGGCUGGUGGAGAUCGCGGCAUCCGCCCUGGCCACCUCGCCUCAGCCCUCUUCGCCCACCGCUGCGACCCAUGGGUCAGCGGCUGAGCCGGAUGUCGCAGCUGGCAGCAGUGGCAGAGGCAGCGGCUUUGACCGGCGCUCCAUGUUGCUUCCCGCUGUGAAGCUGCUGCAGGUCCUCAGUCUAGACCCCGCCAGCAAGACUGCCAUCGGAGCCGCGGGCGGCAUCCCUGUGCUGCUGGACAUCAUCUCCCGCACCCACCCGCGCUCCGGAACCCAGUCCGAGGCGGUGGCGGCGCUGCACAACUGCCUGCGGGGCUGCCCCGACAACCAGCGCACUCUGGCGGCACUGCCGGCGGCAUCGGAGGUCCUGCGGGGAGCGCUGUGCGGCUACGGCCCCUGCUGGCAUGCGGCCAAGGGCGACUUGCAUGCCAUGCUGAAUGUGAUGUCCCGGUUGCAGGGAGUGCAGGAGGCGGGAGGGUUCGUGGUGGUGCAGCCGCCGUCGCCGGUUCAGCUGUUUGAGGCACUAACGGAGGCAACGCCGCUCCGGCCGCUGUCUCGCUUUGGGCCUAAAUGGGUAAGGCGGUGGGUUUUGACGGACCCAUGGGUCACGGCCAGCGGAUAAUGUAAUAUGCUGUUGCCAAGGAAGGGAUGGAAGUUUUGACGUAAUCGCGUUCUGGGAAGAAAGAUUAUACAAAGGCAGAGCGGGUGCCCUAUUCUCAUUUUGGAAAGCCGGAGUAAAAUUUACUGAGGAGGGCUGUAGUUGCGAUGGAUCUGCCCUCUGGUAUGAUGCGCAGAUGGGGGUCCACAGUUAAGCCAGUCUUGCUAGAUUGUUAUUGGCAGCAGCCUUGGGCAGUCAUGUGUAGAGGGGGGCACUUUAUUUGGUGGAACUUGCGUUCGGCAAGGGCUUAGGCGUGUAUUGUGUGGCCGUUAAAGAGGGUAACGAGGAAAAACAUCUCAUCUGCCUCGAGAGAGUACAUCACACGCGUUUGAGUGUCCCACGGGUCACAAUCCGAGAGUCGGUUGGACUCUCUGUGGGUAUCUUUUUGGCUAGCUGGGAUCCGCUUUGGCUGUGCCUUGUACCAUUAAAACGUUCGACGGUUGGCUCGUCUUUCGCGGGUUGUGUUGCUUUGAGUUUUAAACAUGCGCAGAAGAGGAAGGUAGUGAGGCAGGAGAUUGAGGAAACAGUUCCAUCCAUGGCAGAUUGGUUUCUAGCGGUUAGGUUACUGUGAUGUGUUUUGUUGUACUUUUUCGCUCGCCAUGUAGUGUACGACACAGACCAGUUGAGGUGUCGUACACACGCUUGUAUUUUACCGAGAAGGAUGUACGGCAGAAGAUUGUACAACAACAGGUUGUACGGAGUAUGGAUUACUUGGUAAAGUUAAGAGGGGAAGUUUCUGUAGCAUUAUGGUUUGUACAGGAAAUGUUUUGCUGUGUGUGAGGUUGAGAAAGGAGCUGGAGGUUACAGGGGGGUUUCAUGCCCAGCAUGUGACAUCAAUCGCACGUGCUUUUCAAAGCCGCGAAUGAAGUGUCAUCAUUGUGGCAUGACGACCUAAAUGUACAAUAUACACAUCGUCUCGUUUCACACGUCGAAACGGAGGCUUGAGAGGGCACCUGAUAAAUCGAGAUGUGUGUGAGCGUUAGGUUGCUUAAGAGGCGAAACAUUUCGUCCGAGUUGACUUUGAGUCAUGUAUGUGUAGAGCUUUCGCGCCAUAGACACUGAUCUCUGCCUCCCUUUUGCUUGCUCGUGCCCGUACGUUAAUUUGCUUUCAUGCCGAGUGGGGGAAUUCAGGGGCUUUUGUAUGAUAUGUUGCUGUUAGGGGGUUAGCAGUUGGGAGUUGUGUACAGCUUUUAGUUGCAGAUCAGAGUGUAAGAGAAGAGAAUUUACUAUGUUGCGCGUGUUAAGAGGGCUGCUGAAUGUAUGUAGACGUACUAGGUUUUAUCUCUUGACGCAUGGAGUCCUGCUUUGUGUCGUACUCAGGUCGCUCUCCAAAAGUACGAAUCCGCUCGUUUCCCUUGAAAUGCGCGUCCGUUGUAUAUCUCAUAAGCAUGCUUUGAUAAGGAGUAAUGGUGGGUUGGGGUCUUGUUUGACGGCACUGGCGCGAAAGAGAGCUCUGGGGAGGCAGUUCAGCGUUGCUAUGGCUUUGGUGUUGGCAAACGUCAGUGGGAGGAGUUCAGAUGCUGAACACGAAAGAUGUGGGUUAUCUACCCUUGCCCCCUUCGUGACGUUGGUUGGACGGCGCUUGAAUCCAAAAACAAUUCAAUUGAGCGGCGGGAGAGGUGUGCUGUGUGUAUUUGUGCUGCACACCUGUAUUCCUAAACAACGUAAUAAGAUGGAAGUCGGGGGUUACGGUAAGGUCGUUACUAAGAUGGUCGUGGUAAUAAGCACUGGUAACAGGCCCCUGCAGGUCUUUGGAUACCACCAAAUGGAUGUUAGCCCCGUGCCCUGUAACAUAAACGCUAAGCCGCUUUGGUUUAACGACAAUUGUUGUGUUGCUAGUCCC